This is a messenger RNA of Cottoperca gobio, 1206 nucleotides long. RefSeq names its product betaine--homocysteine S-methyltransferase 1-like. Lineage: Eukaryota; Metazoa; Chordata; Actinopteri; Perciformes; Bovichtidae. The coding region runs from base 1 to 1206 and encodes 401 amino acids. Gene Ontology annotation, cellular component: cytosol. The record is from RefSeq and is a predicted model, not a curated record. The transcript has 8 exons. Gene Ontology annotation, molecular function: betaine-homocysteine S-methyltransferase activity; zinc ion binding. Gene Ontology annotation, biological process: L-methionine salvage.
AUGAGUAGUGAGAAAAGAGGUAUCCUUGAGCGUCUGAAUGCUGGGGAGGUGGUGAUCGGCGAUGGAGGCUUCGUGUUUGCCCUCGAGAAAAGAGGCUACGUGAAGGCCGGGCCAUGGACUCCUGAGGCUACUGUCACACACCCUGAGGCCGUGCGGCAGCUGCACAGGGAGUUCCUGAGGGCAGGCUCUAAUGUGAUGCAGACAUUCACGUUCUACGCCAGCGAUGACAAAUUGGAGAACAGGGGUCAGAACUUGAAACUCUCUGGGGCACAAAUCAACGAGGCAGCCUGUGACCUGGCAAAGGAAGUAGCCAGUGAAGGAGACGCACUGGUAGCCGGUGGAGUGUGUCAGACUCCAUCCUACCUGAGCUGCAAGAGUGAGACAGAAGUGAAGGCCGUCUUUAAGAAGCAGCUGGAGGUGUUCAUGAAGAACAACGUGGAUUUCCUGAUUGCUGAGUACUUUGAGCAUGUUGAGGAGGCGGAGUGGGCUGUGCAGGUGCUGAAGACCACCGGAAAGCCUGUAGCUGCUUCUAUGUGCAUCGGACCGGAUGGAGAUAUGCACGGCAUCUCACCUGGAGAGUGUGCUGUCAGGCUGGUGAAGGCCGGCGCCCAGAUUGUGGGAAUCAACUGCCACUUUGACCCCAUGACCUGCGUGAAGACUGUCAAGAUGAUGAAGGAGGGAGUGGAGAAGGCCAGGCUGAAGGCUCAUUACAUGGUGCAGCCCCUGGCAUACCACACCCCCGACUGCAGCUGUCAGGGAUUCAUCGAUCUGCCAGAAUUCCCCUUCGCCCUGGAGCCCAGGAUCCUGACCCGCUGGGACAUGCACAAGUACGCCAGAGAGUCCUAUAAGGCUGGCAUCCGCUUCAUUGGUGGCUGCUGUGGAUUUGAGCCCUAUCACAUCAGGGCUAUAGCAGAGGAGCUGGCCUCUGAGAGAGGAAUAGUGGCCCCGGGCUCAGAGAAACAUGGCAUGUGGGGUGCUGGUCUGGAGAUGCACACCAAACCCUGGGUCCGAGCCAGGGCCCGUCGUGACUACUGGGAGAAUCUGUCUCCGGCAUCUGGUCGUCCCAAGUGUCCGUCCAUGUCUUCACCAGAGGGCUGGGGUGUGACCAAGGGCCACACUGAACUGAUGCAGCACAAAGAGGCUACCAGCAGCCAGGAAAUGAAGCAUGUGAUGGACAUGCAGAAGAAGGUCAAGUCAUCUGCAUGA